AUGUCUGGAGGAGAGGUGGUAUACACAGUGCUGGAGGUGCUGAUCGCCAUUGCCUGCUGCCUGGGAAAUGUGCUAGUUAUCUGGGCAGUGUGGUCAAGCAGUGCUCUGCGGCAGCCCAUCUUCUGCUUUAUGGUUUCUCUGGCUGUGGCUGACUUCCUCGUAGGGUCUGUGGCCAUGCCGCUGGCUGUACUGGUGGAUGGACGGGUGCAGACCUCGUUCAAUGUCUGUCUCUUCAUUAGCUGCGUGGUCAUCAUGUUGACAGUGGCCUCAGUCUUGUCUCUGCUAGCCAUUGCUGUGGACCGAUACCUACGUGUCUUCAUCCCUCUCAGGUACAAAAAGACGGUAACAGAGAGAAGAUCUUGGGUGGUAGUAGCAACAUGUUGGUUUGUUGCUUUUAUAUUGAGCUUCCCUCCCAUGUUUGGAUGGUACAAUCGUGAAACGUUGUCUCACUCAGAGAACUCAACCACAAUCCUCUGCCAUUUCCUGGCUGUGAUCCCCAUGUCAUACAUCGUUUACUUCAAUUUCUUCCUCUGCAUCCUCACCCCGUUAAUUGUCAUGGCUGUCCUGUACAUCUACAUCUUCUGUACCAUCUGGAGGAACCUGAGGGAGAAAGCAGGGCAUGGGGCCCAGUCCCACACCUACUUCAGGAAGGAGAGGAGCCUGGCCCAAUCCCUGGCUCUGGUCCUAGUGCUGUUUGCCUUCUGCUGGCUCCCCCUACACAUUAUGAACUGUGCUGCCUACUUUGGCAGCCCGUCAGACAUACCCCACACAGCCUUCUAUGUGGGCAUCCUCCUUUCCCACGCCAAUUCAGCGGUCAACCCAGUCGUCUAUGCCUUCAAGAUCCGCAGGAUCCAGGUAGCGUACCUGAGGAUCUGGAGGAGGUUCUUUGUGUGUCGCGAUGACAACCAGGGCUCUCAGAGCAAUCAUUCCACUGAGCACAACCUCAGCAGCAACCCUAACAAUGUGAGCAAAGGAUAG
Molecule: messenger RNA, 978 nt
Organism: Salvelinus namaycush (lake trout)
Lineage: Eukaryota; Metazoa; Chordata; Actinopteri; Salmoniformes; Salmonidae
Product: adenosine receptor A1-like
Exons: 2
Coding region: 1-978 (325 amino acids)
Biological process (GO): G protein-coupled adenosine receptor signaling pathway
Cellular component (GO): membrane; dendrite; synapse
Molecular function (GO): G protein-coupled adenosine receptor activity
Source: RefSeq, a predicted model, not a curated record